AUGACGUCCUCAUCAGGAUAUACAGUCAUUCAGCGGUUCCGAUGGCCAGAGAUCCGUCUACACGUCUGGCUGCUCGUCAACCUUGCCUCAUCUACUACCUGCCUGGGCAUAUUCAGCUGGUUUCUCUUCGUCCAGACACAGCUAUCCGUCUCGACGCCAUGGGUAUUCCCGUUCAUGGUCGCUACCGCCGGACUAGGCCUGCUAUUCGUCUUCUUCAUGCUCUUCCUCAUACAGCGAGGCAUGCUGCUGCCCGAUAUCAUAAUACUGGGAUGUUUCGUGCUCUUCGUGCUCUGGCUGACGGGUCUCAUCGGCACCUCCAUCGAGCUCUACGGCACGGCUGCAAACGUCAACUCAAACUGCCAGAGUUACGUCGUCAAUAUGCCCUCCAAGGGUCCCAGCAUCAACACCCUCGCAUGGCUGACACAGAUAACCAUAUGUAAUUGCUGGAAAACGGCAUUCGCAUUCGAACUCGUCAGCACCGUCUUCUACAUCUGGAUGUUGAUCAUUUCCUUCCAGGUCCGCAGAGGGUUCUUCCUGAAAUAA
Arthroderma uncinatum is the source of this 543-nucleotide messenger RNA. RefSeq lists its product as uncharacterized. Lineage: Eukaryota; Fungi; Ascomycota; Eurotiomycetes; Onygenales; Arthrodermataceae. The transcript is spliced from 3 exons. Bases 1 to 543 code for a protein of 180 amino acids. The record is from RefSeq and is a predicted model, not a curated record.